AUGUUUAGUCAGUCAUCAACACUUAAUAUCAAUAAGACAAUCCAUGCUGGACAGAAAGGUUACGUUUGUAAGGAAUGUGGCAAAGCCUUCAACUGGCACUCAACACUAAUUCAAAAUCACCUAGUGCAUACUGGAAAGAGACCUUACAAAUGUGAAGAAUGUGGUAAAACUUUUAAGUAUGGGUCAUCGCUAAAUGGACACAGGAAAAUCCAUACUGGAGAGAAACAUUACAAACUUAAAAAAGGUGGGAUGGCCUUUACCCAAGACUCACCUCUUACUAAACACCACAGAAUUCAUGCUGGAGAGAAAUCUUUGGAAUGUCAACAAUGUGGCAAAUCCUUUAACUGGCCCUCAAGCUUUAAUCGACAUUCCAGAAUCCAUACCGGAGAGAAACCUUACCAAUGUAAAGAAUGUGGCAAGGCCUUUAAGUGGCACUCCUACCUUAAUCAACAUCACAGAAUUCAUACUGGAGAAAAACCUUACCAAUUUAAAGAGUGUUGCACGGCGUUUACCUGCACCUCAGAUCUUACUGGACAUCACAGAACCCAUACUGGAGAGAAACCUUACAAAUGUCAAGAAUGUGGCAAGGCUUUUAGCCAGCAAUCAUCCCUUAUUCAACAUCCCAGAAUGCAUACUGGAGAGAAGCCUUACAAAUGUAAAGAAUGUGGCAAGGCCUUUAACCAGCCCUCAGUCCUUACUAGACAUCACAGAAUCCAUACUGGAGAGAAACCUUACCAAUGUAAAGAAUAUGGCAAGGCCUUUAAACAGCUCUCACACUUUAACCAACAUCACAGAAUUCAUACUGGAGAGAAACCUUACCAAUGUAAAGAAUGUGGCAAGGCCUUUAACCAGCCCUCAGUCCUUACUAGAUAUCACAGAAUCCAUACUGGAGAGAAACCUUACCAAUGUAAAGAAUAUGGCAAGGCCUUUAAACAGCUCUCACACUUUAACCAACAUCACAGAAUCCAUACUGGAAAGAAACCUUACCGAUGUAAAGAAUGUGGCAAGGCCUUUAACCAGCCCUCAGUCCUUACUAGAUAUCACAGAAUCCAUACUGGAGAGAAACCUUACCAAUGUAAAGAAUAUGGCAAGGCCUUUAAACAGCUCUCACACUUUAACCAACAUCACAGAAUUCAUACUGGAGAGAAACCUUACCAAUGUAAAGAAUGUGGCAAGGCCUUUAAGAACUAUCCACAGCUUACUCGACAUCACAGAAUCCAUACUGAAGAGAAAUCUCACCAAUGUAAAGAAUGUAGCAAGGCCUUUAGUCAACAGUCACACCUUAUUAAACAUCACAGAAUUCAUACUGAUUGA
This is a messenger RNA of Prionailurus viverrinus (fishing cat), 1314 nucleotides long. Its product is annotated as zinc finger protein 678-like. Lineage: Eukaryota; Metazoa; Chordata; Mammalia; Carnivora; Felidae. Bases 1 to 1314 code for a protein of 437 amino acids. The transcript is spliced from 2 exons. The record is from RefSeq and is a predicted model, not a curated record. Gene Ontology annotation, molecular function: DNA-binding transcription factor activity, RNA polymerase II-specific; RNA polymerase II cis-regulatory region sequence-specific DNA binding. Gene Ontology annotation, biological process: regulation of transcription by RNA polymerase II.